Molecule: messenger RNA, 684 nt
Organism: Acyrthosiphon pisum (pea aphid)
Lineage: Eukaryota; Metazoa; Arthropoda; Insecta; Hemiptera; Aphididae
Product: THAP domain-containing protein 2-like
Exons: 5
Coding region: 1-684 (227 amino acids)
Source: RefSeq, a predicted model, not a curated record
AUGGGUGGAUGUACGGCGGUAAACUGUACGAAUUCCCGUAGGAAAGGUAUUCGUUUAUUUCGUUUUCCUAAAGAUGAAACUAGAAGAAAAAUUUGGCUUCAAAAUUGUCGCCGGGACAAAUGGGUACCUACAAAUUCGUCAGGGUUGUGUGAAAUUCAUUUUGAGGAAAGUCAAUUUGAACAGCAUCGUCAAGGUGGCAUAAAAAAACUAAAAUCAAAUGCAAUUCCGACAUUAUUUAAUGUAGCAAACCCACCUCGAUUAUUAGAAACGAAAAGAAAAUCGCUCUAUAAGACUGUGACAGAGUGCAGCAGUCAAGGCUGUAGUGAAAAUUCAAGUGAUAGUUUUCAGAAUGAAAAAAAUUUGUCACAGCUUGUAACAGUUUUGGAAAAUAAUGAUGUAUCGACCAAUAAUGGAAAUUUUAAACCGAAUGAUUCUGAUUUUGUAAAUGGUUCAACAUUACUAAAAGAAAGACAGAAACUUUUUUUAACUCAACAAGAAAAUACUAUUUUGAAAAUGAGAUUACAGUUAGGUGUUAAUGAAGCUAGCAAUACUUUUUAUUCGAAACUAUUAGAGGGUAACAAAUAUCACUUGUUGUUGUUACAAAGAGAAAAGAAAUUAUUGGAAACAAAAUUACAAAUAUUUUGUGAAACUUUAGAUGAUAUUACCAGCCCUGGAAGUGGUUGA